AUUUUUUCCAAAUCCCUCCCUAUUUUGCUGAUAAGCCCUUGAUUAAGAAAAGUUACAAUAUUAUCUGACAUCUUCAAAGUCAGAACACAGGAAAGUUCCCCAGACAGGGUUGUUCUCUGCAAUGGAGUUUUCUUUGAUUCUAGACGCCUGUCUGUUUUGUUUUUUUCUUGUCCCAUUGGGGAGGAUGGCAAGUGGGUCCCGGGAUGUUUGGAGCCAGGGCAAGGGUGGGCACAGCAGGGACAGACAUACUUACCACACCCCUGAAUGGAAGAGGAAGGUAGAAUCCAGGCCUCCAAGGCCCACUUGUAGGGAAACCAGAGCCUUCCAAGUUCAGCUCUCAGUCUGCUUAUUCUAUUGUGACCAAUUGUAGGCUGGACAGUGACUUCUGUGACUUCAGCCCUAUGUCACUGGAGUGUGGGAUAAAAGCUUCAGGAUUUCCCAAAGACCAGGGACUGUUACUACACUUUCGUUACUGAGAGCUGCGAAUCGCCAUCUGACUGUUGCUUCUGUAACAGGAAUCAGAUCCACACGAUCCGAAUGCAGCAUCAACCCGAAGGACACACUUAGCACAGGAUCCGACACAGGCGUGGACAGAUUGGCAUGGUUCUUUCUGGGCUUAAAGAUCACACGCUAAGACCUAUGUGAAGGACCCGAGAGAGACAGGAGGCUGCAUGAAUUCUGAGAAAGAUGAUAAAAGGAAACGGCCUUGUUCUUUUGGGGCGUGGGCGAACAUGUGUUGAUGUCUGAAACUGGGCUCCCAGAAAAAGCUAGGCUAGAGCAGGAACCUGAGAGUCGAGGCACUGGGAUCCGAAGCCCCAUAACUGCGAAUUUCAUUUUGUUUUUCCUUUCAGCUCAAGUCUCUGACGAGGACUCUUGCUACAAAAAAAAACCUAUGCGCCCAGGGUAUUAUAUAAGCCCUCGGCAGGAGGGGAGAUAGUCGGGUCUGUGCGCUUCGACCGCCGCAGUCGCAGCAGCCACGGCGCAGCAGCAGCAGCAGCAGCAGCUGCAGCAGCAGCGAGAGCCGCUCAGGUUGAUUUAGAACGCGGGUGACAGUGGCCUGGCGCGAGCCUUCAGCUGACGACAGCCGCUGAUCCCGCUCGGUUUCCAUGGAGACGGGCAGGAGCCGCGGCGGCGGCGGCGCGGCUGUCAGCGAGCGCGGCGGCGGCGGCGGCGGCGGCGCGCGCGCGGGGGUCUGCAGGAGGCAGGAGCAGGCCGGGGCCCUCGCCGCAGACAUGGACUCGCAUUGUGAGUGCGCCGCGGAGACGCCCGCCGCAGAGCCGCCGUCGGGGAAGAUCAAUAAGGCUGCGUUCAAGUUAUUCAAGAAGAGGAAAUCGGGGGGCACCAUGCCCAGCAUUUUUGGGGUCAAAAACAAAGGGGAUGGGAAGAGCGCGGGGCCGACGGGGAUGGUGAGAAGCAGGACCCACGACGGACUAGCGGAGGUACUGGUGCUGGAGGGCAGCAAGAAGGAGGAGCCGCCCGGCGGGGGCGAUCACGGUGGGGCCCGGCCAAACCCCGGACCCCCCAAAGCCGCCGGGCCUGGCCUGGGCUCCCUGGCCAGCAGCUCGGUGGCCAAGUCCCACAGCUUCUUCUCCCUGCUGAAAAAGAACGGGCGAUCGGAGACCGGCAAGGGAGACCCUGCCGAGGCGAGCAAGGCUGGCGGCAAACAAAAGAGGGGGCUGAAAGGGAUUUUCAGCAGCAUGCGCUGGCACCGGAGGGACAAGCGCGGCAAGGAGGAGGAGGAGAAGGCGGCGCGCGCGGCGGGCCCGGGCAGCCUAGUCCUGCCCGGCUCGCUCACCGCCAGCCUGGAGUGCGUCAAGGAGGAGCCGCCCCGAACCGCGCGCCGCCCGGACAGCCCGGGCCAGGACGCCCCGCGACAAGCAGCAGGUGAGCCCGAAGGGGGAGAGCAGGCGCCCGCGUCCGCCGAGCGCGCCCCGGAGCGGACCUGCCUCGAGGCCGCGAGCCCCGCCGGCCCUGGCGACCAAAGCGCCCGGGGAGAGGACGCCGAGGGGCAUUGGCGCGCGGAGAAGCCCGGGGCAGCCCUCGAGUCGGGAGCUGGUGAGGUCCAGGCGGCCGAGGAUGCGUCCAGGACAGGUGACGUUCCGAUAAAGACCGUCCCCCUUGUCGACUCCGAAGGUGGCAGCGGCCGGGCGUCUGCCGUCCCUGACCCUUCCUCUGUUGAUCCACCCUCAGACCCGUCGGCAGAUCGUAUUUGUUUGAUGUUUUCUGACGUGACUUCACUGAAAAGCUUUGACUCUCUUACAGGCUGUGGAGAUAUUAUUGCAGACCCAGAAGAAGAGGCAGGUCCCAGCUGUGACAAGCAUGCCCCCGGGCCAAGCAAGCCAGUGCUCUCUAAAAAGAACCCCAGCGAGGUGGCCUACCAAGGAGGAGGGGAGGAGAUGGCCAGCCCAGAUGAGGUGGACGACACCUAUCUCCCGGAAUUCUGGGACAUGUUGUCCCAGACCGAGGACCAAGGACAAGGGCCCCAAGAGGGCGCAGCGAAGGCGGCCACUGCUUCAGACACCAAGCUGGCCCCUGAGACCUCCAAUGAUGUUCGGUGCGGGGAAGUAGCCAAGGACGUGUCCUCUGUCAAACGCAGGAGGCUCCACAAGAUCCCCAUUGAUCCUCAGCAGAAGGAGGAGCCCAAGCACCCGGAGAAGGAGCAUCAAGAAGGCGUCCCUAACAGCGAUGAGGGCUACUGGGACUCCACCACUCCUGGUCCAGAAGAAGAUAGCGCCAGCAGCAGUAAGAAGGCCGUCAUUCCCAGGGAUAGCGACAGUGGCAAUGCUCUCUAUGAUCUCUACACUGAACCCGAAGGAAGCUUAGCUGCUGUUCCUGCCACGGAGGACCCACCCUGCUUGUCCCGGCUAAAGCCGGUGUCUCCAGGCACCAUCACCUGUCCACUGAGAACACCAGGCAGCUUGCUGAAGGACUCUAAAAUCCCUAUUAGCAUCAAACAUCUCUCCAACCUUCCGUCCAGCCAUCCUGUGGUGCACCAGCAACCAGCCAGGAGUGAGAUGCCCAGAACAAAAAUCCCCGUUUCCAAAGUGCUGGUCCGCAGGGUCAGCAACCGGGGUUUGGCUGGGACCACCAUCAGGGCAGCAGCAUGCCAUGACAGUGCUAAAAAGUUGUGAGGUCUCCAAGGCCAAGGAGGAUGGAUGGGCCACGUGUUAAGGAAUACAGCACUCCCUCGGAAACCACUGAAGGAAGCUCGCUUUGCCCAAAGCAAACAAUUUAGGACCCACCCUUCUCCACGUGGCCUAGCAGUCUUUGUUGGAAACAGGGGUAGGACACCCUGGGAAGGGAAUGUUACACCUGGAGUUCAGAUAAGUUCCUGAGGAUUCUUUUCUAGCACUUUCCUUUCUCUUUUAAACUUAAAAAAAAAAAUGUUUUUUUCUUCUUUUCUUUUUAACUCGUGGAUCACUCAGAAGUGCAGAAAAUAAGUUUUAACCAAAUCUAGUGAAAAUAUCACACCAGGAUAUCAGGUUUUUCUAGAGUCAAGAGGGCCUUGAGGAAUCACUAAACAACAGAAUUUAACCAAAUCUAGUGAAAAUAUCACACCAGGAUAUCAGGUUGUUCUAGAGUCAAGAGGGCCUUGAGGAAUCACUAAACAACAGAAUUUAACCAAAUCUAGUGAAAAUAUCACACCAGGAUAUCAGGUUGUUCUAGAGUCAAGAGGGCCUUGAGGAAUCACUUAACAACAGGAUUCUUGCCUCUCUUUCCAGGAAAAAAGGAAAGAAAGAAAGAGAAAGAAAGAAAGAAAGAAAGAAAGAAAGAAAGAAAGAAAGAAAGGAGAAAGAAAGAAAAAAAAAACCCUUUGCUUAUCACUGUGUGGGAAACACCUGCAAAGCUCAAAGAUCCCUGUAGUUAUGGGAUGGAAAGAGGGGCAUGCUGGCUGCAGAGAACCUCACAACGUCCAGUUGCCAGAUACACAAAUAGGUAAAGAUCUGUCUCUACGAAAGCAGAAAGAUUCUAGUUUGGCUGGUUCAGAUCACUUGUCUGAGGAGAAAUAAAAGGCUAAUGAUUAGUUUAUGUGUUUUUUUUUUGUUUGUUUGUUUGCUUGUUUUUGAUUUUUGGAUUUACUCCUUCCUCUUGGUGCAAAAAUGAGGAUCAGGGAAUGAUCUCACUAAAUGCUAAAUACCCAGUAUUUUGUCGUGUGUGAACUUCAACCUUCUUACGUGUAGGUAAUGCCUAUUUUAACAGUUUGCCUCACGGUUAACAUUUUACAGCUCGUCAAUAAUGUAGAAUUUAGAGUCUGGUCUUAUAGCUGGGAUACGAUGACAAACCAUUGUGAUUCUUUAUGCACUGUAGCCUGGGGCAGGGAUACUUCUGAUUUAGGAGGGUUAUUUGCAUAUAUAUCUAUAUAGAUAUGCUAUAUAUAUACAUAUAUAUACAUGUAUGUAUGUAUGUAUGUUACUGAUGCCCUUGAACAAUGCAUUGCCUGGCCUUGGUUAACAGUCCAUUUCUCAGCCCAAACCAGAGAUUUUUUUUACCUUACUUAUAAAAUGUUGAAUCCAACCAUUUCCCCAAGGUUAGGAAGUGCGCAAUGAACAUAUGAAGAAGUAAUAGAAAAUACAAGUUUGAAACUAUUCAUUUGGCUUCUGCUGUCUAAACCUGUGCCUGAGACAGCUGUGUGCUUCCUGUGACACUGCCCGGCCUAAGUAAUUCUACUAAAUUAUUUUUGAGAAGUGGUUUGGUUCAACACGUGCUUUCUAAUAUUUAGGCUGAAACGCCAAAGCCUUGGCAGUUUGAACAAUAUAGUGAAGGGGUUCCUCGAAUGCUCUUAGUGUCUGCUGAUUAAACUGAUGUCCUCUGGGGAUGCGUUUGACUCAAAGGGCUGGAGCUUCUCCCAGAGGUGCUGCGGUCCAUCAGGAAGAUGGCACACAGCCCAGUGACCCUACAUGUGUGGGGCAGAGAUGAGCACACUGUAACUCGAGUUCCAGAGAGAUGCCUGAGGAAAGGUCUGCUAUUUUGUGUUUUAAGAUUUUAGUUCUAUUUUGUAAAAGAAGAAAAGAAGCUAAAUAUAUGAAAACUUAUUUUAAUAGUAUGAAGGAAACAAAAGUAAGUGGACGUCAAAGAAGACUUGGUAAGGCAUAAUGGAACCUGUUCCCGUUUUCAGUUUGUGGCGACUCCCUUAGAAGAGGGGGCAGAGGUCUGCUGCACCCCUGAGUUAGAUUACUGACUUUUACUGUGUUGUCUCAGGUCCUUGAUGCUGUCGCCAAGCAAUGCGUUAAGUUUUAAUGUCCCUGUGUCUAGAGGUGAGACCCUCCAUGUGUGCCUCACUCUCAGCGUUGGCCUCAUUCUCAGAAACCAUACAAGCAUCUCAGACAUGCUCAGGAAUCCAUCAGGAUAAAAACUACCACACAGAAGACAUCUCAGAAUAGUUGGGGAUUUGGCAAUAUUUUGAAAGUCACCUUGCCCUUGAGAAAAAAAAAACUUUAAAUUUGAUUAGUAUUGAUAGAAAUGUAUAGCCUCCAAAAUACGUUUGUUUCCCCCUAGAACCAGAGAGGAUAUAAAUUAUACUUCAAGCGGGAAAACAAAGGAACUUUCUCCUUGUGCUUUUCCCUACAAAGAUUAAGUUCACCUUUGCACUCUCCAUGGCUGGGUUUUGUUUGCGCUUGUUCAGCUGUGCAGGAAAGGUAGCGUAAGAAUGGGCUCAGCGGUUGUCAGAGGAAUGGCAGGUGGUUGCUGAGGCCCUGGAAGCCACUCCUUCAAGCGUUCCCAGCUUGGGGGUUUAUCUGCAAUCACCCUCUAUGGCAUCCUGGCUUUAGAAGUGAAGGAAAAGUUUAGCAAUAUUUACCUUAAUUUUCCCUGGCAAUUGACCAGUUACAAAAGACUUAAAAGGCUUUAUUUAUAAAAUUCUUUUCGCCACACUUCCCCCGGCUCCUGAUUUUUCCCCGUUAUCCUGCACAUUUAAGACCAACACUCUGCCAGUCCAGUAAAGGACUUGAUGGUGAACUAAAUGUCCUUAGUCGUUAGCAGGUAGCACAGUGGUCAGCUUUCUCCAAACGCAGAGUAGGGGUCAGAGUUGCUUUCUUGGGCCAAGGGUUACUUUGUCUUAUCUGUGUAUGAAAGAAAUUUCUAGAUUUACAUGCGACUGUUUGUAAAUGUGUUAUCUAAUAGUCUUCUGAGAAUUUGACAGAUUUCUUUGCUUACUUUUUUAGAGAAAUGUCAGACAUGAGCACAUGGGGAUUUCUUGGUAUGUACAGUUCUAAGGUCCAUUGGGUUGGCACUCUUUGGCUAAAGAACUGUCCCAAAUCAGCCAAAUCAAUUGUGGGGCAAGACUUUGUCUGUUUAAUGGCUCUGCACAAGUAUCUUUAAUAUCUACAACACACACACACACACACACAACUUAAAGCCAAUUUAGUCCUGCCAUGGCUCUGCUGGCAGCAGAGGCUCUUAUUCUCCUCAUCACGGAGUGGGAGACAUUUCAUUUACCACAGCAUCUCCAAUAAUCACUAGAGGAAAGGAAUUUUUAUGACUUCACGUACCAACAAUGCAAGGCAGACCAUCAGGACUCCCUUGAGAUGCAUUUUUGCACAAAACUUACCUGCCUUCUGCCGUGCAAAUUCAGUGUUUCAUCCGUGCAGCCGAUGCCUUGCCCAGCUUAGAGGGCUUGCUCUCUCGUCUCAGUUCUUCACUUAUUGAAAUUAAUAUACAAAGAGCCCUUUGAUGACUCAGUUGUCGAAGUCAAAGAAUCUAUCAGGGUUAAGAUUUCUUUGGCCAAACUUUCUAAGACUUUCCCUUUUCCCCUCUCUGAUCUCUCUGGGGAGGUCUUUAUUGAGAACAUUACCUAAAGAGUUUGACUCAAGUGGCUUUAUUUCUCCUGUUUUCAUCAUAGCUAUCUGCCACCCUGGGGUAGUGACAAUAUCACACUCCCCAUGUUUUUGGCCUUGUGGACCAUGUUAGUAUGUUUGGGAUCAUGAGACUAUAACAUGUUGUUGGCCUUCUGGAUCAUGUUAGCAUGUUUGGGAUCAUGAGACUAUAACAUGUUGUUGGCCUUCUGGAUCAUGUUAGCAUGUUUGGGAUCGUGAGACUAUAACAUGUUGUUGGCCUUCUGGGCCAAGUUAGCAUGUUUGGGAUCAUGAGACUAUCACAUGUUGUUGACCUUCUGAACCAUGUUAGCAUGUUUUGCUCCCUGCUUUUUCAGUCAUUGUCAAUGUCUUCUUUUCACUGGGAGUGUGAGGACUGGGCUCUCUGUGAUUGGUCCCUACUGAGACAGAGUAAUCUACACUCUGCUUCCCUCAUGAGUGUCAAAAAAAAUUAACACAAGAAUUUUCCUGUUGCCUCUCCUUGUCACCAGGAUGGCCAGUGAGAAGGCUCUGCAUAAGAGAAUCCAAACACCUCAGCUAACCUUGUUCCUACCCUUUCUGGGCCCACUAAGAAAGGUCUCAAUUAUCUGUAUAAAUUCAACCUUAGACAUUUUGAUUCACUAUACAAAAACACUGACAAACCAGCGAGGGACAAACAGGGUCUUAGCAAAGUGUCCCUUAGUUGCUGUGUGGCAUAAGGGGGCCUGCUCAGGAGGACCUCAGGGUGCUUAGUGUGUCCUCAGAGUGGUCGUUGAUUGUGUCACUUGGGUCUUUGCUCUCAAGACUUUCAGUGGCUGUCAGUUCUAGAGCGCUUCUCUGGCCCUUCUAUUCUGGUGAUGGUUCAAGAGAAACAGUUUGCUGCAACAAAAGUCACUUAUAAAAGAAGCGAUUGCUCUGCCUGCAGAGAUGAAGCCUUAGAGAGGUGGUUUGGAAUUGAAUUAGGGAGAGGAGUUCUUUCCUGAAUGGAAACAGGGAAGGUUAAAGCAUCACAAAGUCUCCAGCUGACAGACAGCAGCUUUUAUGAUAUUGACUUGAAUACAAUCCAAAGCAUAUUUCCAGGAUAGUCACCAUGUUUAACAAUUUAAAAAACCCAGUACAGUUGGGGACUUACAUGGCUGUGCUGUUAUUGGAUUUUCUUCCAUAUUCUUUAAAACACUUUCAUUUGACCCAUCUCAUCUUUGCAUGUUUUGCAUUUGUACUUAUUGCUUAUAGUUUGUAUGUUGGAGCAGAAUGGUGGUAAAUCAAGUCAUACGAAAGCUUCUAGUGGCCCAGCCCUUGCCUCUGUGUGCCAGUGCUCCUGGGAGCACUGAGUAACUCCACUUCUUAACAGCUGUAUGAAGUGACAUUGUCUCCCUGAUGGGACUUUGAUUCAGACAUGCUGACCCUUUUAUUGCCCCCACCCCCUCUCUCUCUCUUCUCCUCUUUCCCUAGUCUCUGAGGCAGGGCUGUAACUGUUUAGUGUCCUAUGUAGUAACACAGGAGCUAAGAGCUUCUGACGUUACUGACCUCACUCCACUUCUAACAGGAAAAGCUAGCUCACAUCCAAGCUCAUAAAAUUAGCUUUGUGUCUAAGACAUUGGUGCUUGGGUCACAUACAGGGGAGCCUGUAGCUCCUUGUUCCUCUGCGCUCCAAAAACAAACAACUGGCUUCCUUCUCUUUGGAGCACCCUCUCCUUCCAGGGAUUAGCAUGGAAAGUACAGACACAAGUCUCUUCUGUUGUCAUGGCAACACCUCUUCCCCGAUAAGAUUUUGGCCAUUCCAGGCACGCCUCACUUGCUUUCCUACCUUAAGCCUAAAGUAGCUUUGCCUUGAGUAAUCUGUGUUCCUUUCAUUGUAGUAAGAACAUUCAGCAUGAAGCCUGCCUUCUUCAGUUUUUACGUGUACAAUCCAGUACACGUGACUACAGACACACCCCUUAGAGCAGGCCUCUAGAGUUUCCACAUGCAGGAGUAAGGAACAUUUUCUUGCUCACUGAUCAGCCAUGCCCCCUCCUCCAACCCUGCUAACCACCAUUCUGCUCUCUGAUUCUAGGAACUGGACUGUUUUCAAUACCUCAGAUCAGUAGGAUCUGGUAGAUUUGAUGCUUGUGUGACUCACAGCUUCACUGAAUGUAACAUCUCCCAGACAUCAUGCCCACCUUGUCUUAUGUUCAGGGCUUCUCCCUUUCUGGAUGCUGAUCCCAUUGUGCUGCCUGGAUACUGUCUUUUAUUUUUCCAGUCACCUGUCAAUGGACAUGAUACUAUGUCUUGGCGACUGUGGAUAAUGUCCCGCUGUACAUGAGAGUGGAAAUAGGUUUUCAAGAUCUUCACCUCAAGCCUUUCAGAUAAAUACCCCAAAGUGGAAUUGAUGGACCACACAGUAAUUUUAAUUUUAAGCCUCUGAGGACUUCCCUCAUGGUGUGUUUCCCUCGGCAGACGCAGCAUUUUACACCUCUAACGUCAGCACACAAGGGCCCAGCUUCUCCACCAUCAACUGCCUGUCUGUUGUCUUCUUAAAUGGGAAGCAGCUGAAUGCCCCUUUGCCCCGGUUCAAUUCUGUAUUCUAGAUGCAAGCACCUGCCAUCACAAGCCAUCUGUUCUGUUUCCCCAGUGGCCCUGGAAUCCUGAUCUACCUUUCCAGGCUCAUUAAUUCGCUCAACUGGUACUUACUGAGCACAUCCGAUCAUUUUGUGGCUAAUUCUAUGAUCGUCCAUAGGCUGGGCUUCCUGUAGUGUUAGAAAGGAAACUCUCUACUUUGUUUUACACCCUUGUCUCGAUAGCUCACAAGAACUAUGUAAGACUUGUUUGGGUUCCAUUUUCCAGAUGAAGAAACUGAUUCUUGAGGAGGUUGAGGAUCACUGAGGCCUGAGUCACACAUGGAGUAACGGGUAGCCUUUGAACCUGACCCCACAGCUCUGGCUUUAAUUCGAGAUCUUUGUUCGGCCGUCACACCCCUUUAGAAUUACUCAUUUUAAGGUAGAAACUGAUUGAUGUUCUCAACUAUAAGAUUCAAACUCCAUUUUUAUGAUGGUGGAAGUCAUUUAGAUGAUUCUUUCAUGUAAAACCGGACUUGGUUUUUUAAAUAGCCAUUGAUGGCCUUCAUAAAAAUCUAUGUUAGUGUCCAAAAGGUUGAUUCAGGGACGAGCAAAUGUUUUCCUAUCAAGGUCAGUUAAAACUGGGGGUCAUAGCCCCCAGUUAUUUAGAUUGUACUUAUGGGCUGUAUAAUCUUAUCUCUGUUUUGCCAAUAAUAUAGGCAGAAAAGCAAUUUCAGUGGGGAAUCCAUAAGCCUUGUUUUCUUUCUCUCUGAUCCCAGGGGGGGGGGGGGAUGCCUUUCUCAGUGUUUUGGGGAAAUCAGUUUGAAAUUGCAUCAAUAUCACAACUAAAAAGAUUAUUUUACUCGUAUAUAUGCUACCUGCCUUUGGUCAGUGUAACGGGACACAGUGGGAAAUCGAUGCCGGUCCUUCUGACCCUGUUGAACUGUAAGCUAGGAGGAGUCAGGAGUUGUAUGUAAUAAUUAACUUUCUGCUGGAUAUGAGAACACACAUUUCGGAUGCAGUUGUGGUGCCUGGGUCUUUGAGAUGCAUCCAACCUUCUCAGAGAUCUUCAUAUCUGGAUCAUUUAAUAAACUAAAGUAGAAAUACUAGAAAACAUGUGGCCCCAAAGCACAGGGGCACAGAGGGCAAAUGCAGCACCGUCACUGUGUACGGCGUGUACAACGCUGGUAUCUGUGACGCGGCCUCAGAAGCCAGGUGGAAUUAACGAGAGCUCUUAACUGCCUAGUAAAGAACUGCUGACCGUUUUCACUGCUUCCAGAAUAAAUUUAGCGGAGCUCAUCUGAUGGAUAGCUAGUGGUGGAUUCCGGCAGAAUGUCGGAGAGAAUGGCUCUGACGUAGCAAGCCCUGUGGUUGUCAUUGGUCAUCAGCGGCCCAGCAUGCCCCUGAUGAGCUUCAGAUUGUCUGAUCCCCAGGCAGCAUCUCAGUGUGAUGUAAGGAAGUGCAGGUGUUGGGCAACAGUGACUAAGGAAAUCCAAGCAGAAACUCCCGGCAGGACAGCCUUCCUCAUGGAAGGGCCUUCCUGAGGACAGGGCUUGACUGCAUCACUUUUGUGCACAGGAGGAAAAUGGCUAGGAAUUGGUAGGCUUAUAUAUAUUAUUUUUAUAAUAGAAUGUUAAUCCUCUGAAAAGCAUCAAAAAAGUUAGUCUCCUAGAAAGAAAUCUAUGCUUUCUAAACCUACUUCAAAGAAGGGUUCUAAACACCGAUAGGGUCCUUUAUCCUUCGCUACUCCAGUGGUCUAAUGGGAUAGAUGAAUCGAUGUUUAUAUUUUUAAACCUGUAAAUAUUUUUAUUUUGAAUAUUUUGUAUAUUUGUUGAUAUACUUCCAUUUUGUGCAUAUGUACUAUUGUGCAUGUUGCUGGUUUUGAUAGCCACUCUUUUAACAAAUGUAAACAGGUCGGACUAACGCACUCUCCGCUUCCAUUCACCUUACACCGAAAAGACAACGUUGUCACGUUAACUGUUGUGUUUAAAUCCC
This is a messenger RNA of Alexandromys fortis (reed vole), 11317 nucleotides long. It is a transcript of the gene Amer2, whose product is annotated as APC membrane recruitment protein 2. Gene Ontology annotation, cellular component: plasma membrane. Gene Ontology annotation, molecular function: beta-catenin binding; phosphatidylinositol-4,5-bisphosphate binding. Gene Ontology annotation, biological process: regulation of canonical Wnt signaling pathway. NCBI's taxonomy places the organism in Eukaryota, Metazoa, Chordata, Mammalia, Rodentia, Cricetidae. The record is from RefSeq and is a predicted model, not a curated record. Bases 1107 to 3131 code for a protein of 674 amino acids. The transcript is spliced from 2 exons.